This is a messenger RNA of Cooperia oncophora, 450 nucleotides long. NCBI's taxonomy places the organism in Eukaryota, Metazoa, Nematoda, Chromadorea, Rhabditida, Trichostrongylidae. The record is from the annotation of a GenBank genome assembly.
AUGUUUUCUUUUAGUGGUAAAAAAGGAAGGAGAAAACCACGAAAGAGGAAAGGAAGACUUACUGUAGAGGAAGAGGCGAAGCCAAAAGAACAGAAAAGGUCCCCGUCGAAACAGCAACCACUACGGCCAAAAACCCCUGCAGGAUCGGAACGAAAAGAUGCUGACGAAUCAGUUGCGAAGAAAAUGCAGGUAAAGGUGUUCGUGGAAGAAACGCUCCGGAAGGGUGUCCAGGGGCUCAUCGCUGAAUUCAAAGGAAUGAGGCGUAUGAACGACUUCAAUCUCAUGACUGAAUUUGUGCUUCAAAAUCCAUUGGGCCGCAACAGAUAUAAGGCUCCUCUACCGAAAACUUGUCCAGAUUUUUGGAAUAUGGUAGUUCAAGAGAAAAGUGUGGCCAUACUCAUGCUGUGUAACUUCAUUGAGCAGGUGAAACCCAGAUUAGUGCUGCAGAUA